Messenger RNA from Lepidothrix coronata (blue-crowned manakin), 4105 nucleotides. It is a transcript of the gene COBLL1, whose product is annotated as cordon-bleu WH2 repeat protein like 1. The transcript is spliced from 14 exons. The coding region runs from base 244 to 3597 and encodes 1117 amino acids. Lineage: Eukaryota; Metazoa; Chordata; Aves; Passeriformes; Pipridae. The record is from RefSeq and is a predicted model, not a curated record. Gene Ontology annotation, molecular function: actin monomer binding.
UGCCCCAGAGCUGCUUGCUGAGCAGAGGCAGGAUGAGUGACUAAGGGACAAAUCAAGUCUGGGCUGGCAAAGCCUCAGCAUGUGUUAUUGAGACACCUCUGGACUUCAGCGUCUUCACUGAGGGCUCUGGUAGAAACGAAAAAUGUAAGAGCUUGAAGAAAAUCUAAAGCACCACCUCCUCCUUCUGAAGCAACACUCACUGUUGUUUCUCCAUUUGGUAGCAUAGAGUCAACCAACCUCAUCAUGGAACAGAAAGAGAAUGUAAUCGAUAAAGAUAUUGAACUAUCAGUGGUCCUGCCAGGAGAUGUGAUCAAGUACACUACAGUUAACGGGAGGAAGCCGAUGAUGGACUUGCUGGUCUUUCUCUGUGCACAGUAUCAUUUAAAUCCAUCAAGUUAUACUAUAGAGUUGGUAUCAGCAGAAAGUAGCCAGAUUAAAUUCAAACCCAACACGCCAGUGGGAAUGCUUGAAGUGGAAAAGGUGAUUUUAAAGCCAAAACAAAUAGAUAAGAAGAAACCUGCUCCAGUUAUACCAGAGCAAACGGUAAGGGUAGUGAUAAACUACAAGAAGACACAGAAGACAGUCGUAAGAGUUAGUCCACAUUCACCCCUUCAAGAACUCAUACCAAUUAUCUGUAGCAAAUGUGAGUUUGAUCCUUCACACACUCUGCUGUUGAAGAAUUACCAGUCUCAAGAACCCCUUGAUGUGACAAAAUCUCUUAAUGACCUUGGACUAAGAGAACUAUAUGCCAUGGAUAUCAGUCGAGCCACAUCACCAGUUGAUUUAAAUUUACGGUCUUUGCAAGACUCCUACCAAUCUGAAAACAUAGAUGUUCUGAAGGAGAAAGAAAACAAAGGAUUUUUCAGCUUUUUUCAACGAAACAAGAAGAAAAGAGACCAAGCUGCCAGUGCCCCAGCAACUCCAUUGAUGAGCAAGCCAAGGCCAGCAUCUAUCACUAGAUCUAACACUGUCAGCAAGCAGUAUGAUUCAAACACUCUGCCAUCAGAAAUGCCGAAGAAACGGAGAGCUCCUUUACCACCUAUGCCAAACUCCCAGAGUGCUCCCCAGGAACUCUCACAAGCCCAAGUCAGACCUGCACCUGAUAUUGUGAAAUCCAACAGCUUUGAUAGGAAUGCACAGGCCCCUCCAGGAUUAGUACGGAAAGGUUCCCUGCCGCUCAGUGACACUGCUUCCGUGAACUCCUCUCUAAGGAGGAUGAAGCGCAAGGCGCCCUCACCACCCUCCAGAGCACCAGAAGAUCAAAGUGAAAGCAGUAAUGAGCCUGUAAUAGAGACAACAGAAUCAGCCUCCACUCAAGUGGAAGGAAGAACCACCGAAAUGCAACCUGAAACAGGUGUAAGGAGCUCAGAACACAACCUGGAAGAAAUUGAUGAAAGGGACGAGAUAAGUGUGCAACAGCGAGAGAACAGUGAAAGUACCAAUACCUCUCUCAGGACAGGAGAGGUUACUGUAGCCUUCAGCUCUGCUGAGGUACCACUGGAAAAUGAAAAAAAUGAUCCUGCUCCAUCAACUCCUGUUCCUGGCAGUGUUUCCGUAGACAACUCACAAAGCUUCAAGGAAGAAAAACAAGAAAAUAUGAGCACAGAUGGCAAAGGACUACAGACUAAGAUAAGCAGUCAGGAUGCUGGAGUUGAAAAAGACAGGAAGCUUAAAAUUUUAGAUCAAAAUAAAACCAAUGAUCACAGCGAUACAAAACUCCUUCCAACAAAAGAAGAAGGGAAAGAACUUCAGACAGCUGAAAUUAAACCAGUAGAUUUUACAGAAAAUAACAAGCUCGAAGUUGACAGACUAUCAAACUUCCAGGCAUGUAAAAAUGACAUCUCUGUAAGUCAUAGGAAUUAUCCUCAACUGAUGUCAGAAAAGCAAGAUGACAAAACAAAUCAAAGCAGCUUGGAUACAGUAAAAACUCAGGAUGUUGCAAUCCAAACAGGUCCUUCGGAUAGCAAUUUGGGAAGGUCUACUCAGAAAGAAAUUAUUGUUCCUCAGGGUGUUGAAUCAUCCACAUUCGGAGAACUGGUCUCUCAACAUAACAGAGAUACAAACAACCCCCUUCUUCAAGUGAUGCAUGGAACGCAGCAAGGGGAUGAAGAUACGUCAAUAGAACAAAAUCUUAAGACACAAGAAGUUACCCAUGGAGAUAUAAUUCCCAUAAAAGACCAGAGUCACGUCUGUAUAAAUGGCAGUAAUUUUGUUUUACCAGAAACAACUGCAAAAACUCCAGAUGACUUUUCUGUAAAAGGUCACCCUUUUUAUAGACAGGACACCAGACCUAAACCCAAGCCUGCUAAUGAAAUUACAAGGGAUUACAUACCAAAAAUUGGCAUGACUACUUAUAAAAUAGUGCCUCCAAAAUUCUUAGAAAUAAUGAAGAGCUGGGAAGCAGAAGUUCCAUCAGAUCAUAAGGAUCAAGAGGUAUCUACUUUGGAAGAUUCUCUGAAGCAUGAAGACCCCAAAGAAUUCAUAGUGCAAGCUGAAAUUCCUCAUCUGUCAAAAAGUGUGGGUCAUUUACAGGUUGGUUCACAAAAUGAAGCUGCAGCAGUGAAUGAUCUGCUGCAGAGAGUGAACAGCAUUUCUGAACAUACUGUGACCUCUGGAGCUGAGAUUACUACUGAGAGCAACCAGAUGGAAAAGGAAUCUUUCAAGCAGCGUGUCCCACUGAUGCUAAGCCUGGAUAAUACAAAUGCUUCUUCUGAGACUCAGGACAAGUCAAAUGCAUUAAGUCCUACAACAAAGCCUAGUUCUUUUUAUCUGCAGAUGCAACGAAGAGCUUCAGGUCAUUAUGUGACAUCUGCAGUUGCCAGAAGUACCAUUUGUGCUCCUAAUUCAAUUCAAAAUGAAGCUAAGAAUACAGAGAUGGGGAAAAAAAUCUCAUCACCUGAUCUGACUUCUUUGGCUUUACAUAAAACAAGUAUUUCCUCUCCUCCAGCAGAUGAAGAAAAAGUUGAUGAUGGAAAAAACAUUGAAUCCUCCACUUCUCCUGUUAAAAGCAAUAAACCUUUAAUUUAUCCCCCCUGUCCUCCAGCACCACUGAACCUAAAAACUCUAAGAACUUUUGCAGUUCCAAAGCCAUACUCCAGUUCAAGACCAUCCCCUUUUGCUCUUGCUGUCUCCUCUGCAGUCAAAAGGUCGCAAUCAUUCAAUAAGACGCGUACAAUCACUAACCAGGCACCUAGAGAGGAAUUUCCUGUUGAACUCUCCUCUGCCACUUUGGCAGCUGAAUUCUCCUCAGCUACCUCCAUGCCUCAAGUGAAAAGCCCUUCCUUACAGACCUUAACAGUGGGGCCACAAAAUAGUCUAAUGGACAAGAAAGACAGCAAUGUGAAUAGUGAGCAGAAGAGUCAGGCGCAGUCAGGUGCUUCCACUGACCACCCACCCCCUGUCACUAAGAGACAAACCGUGAUGACGUUCCCGCGCUCUGACCCAGAACAGAUCCACCAGAGCUUGCUGGCUGCAAUCCGCUCUGGAGAAGCUGCUGCCAAAUUGAAAAGGGUUGGUCCUCCAUCAAACACCAUAGCUGUUAAUGGAAGAGCCAGACUUAAUCCUUUGUAUUCCACAGAAGCAAAAGCUAAUCAGUAGAUAUUAUACCAAAUAUUUUGCACUUUACUGCUUCAUAGGCCAACUUUACACUAACUACAAAUUUUUGAAAGUGUAAAUGCAAGUGUAUGUUAAUAUAUUUUUGUCAGCAGUUAUAAGGAUUUCGAGCUGUGUCUUUGGAUGCCUUGGAAAGAUUAUUAGCAUAUGUAAAUUAUGGUAACAUUUUGCCUUUUCCUCUUUAUAAAGCUGACUAUGCUGCUAAAAAGGUUUAAGAAAAGAUGCAUAUGAGCUUUGCUUAUGAUAGAAAGAGAAUCAAAGAUUCUUGAUUUUAGCCUCAAGACUGAACAAUAUGUAGCACUAUGCUGAAAUUACAGAUUGGAAACAACCUAAGAAUUCUAGAUCACAUCAUUAAUUUUCAAUUGUGUAUUACUUUAACAGAUUGUAAGAACUUAAAUCUACCACAUGCUGCCUCCAUAUUCCUUUAUUAAAUUAAAAUUGUAAUUACUAGAAUAUCUUAAUUAAAUGCAAUACUUUGUAUCUGUCUAAAAAA